AGCGGAGGAGAGGCUCAGCACAGCGAGAGGCUUCCAGAGCAACACCAUGUCUCUGUACCGCAACUCCGCCUGGUUCCUGAAGGGAGUGACCGAGUUCACCAGGAGUGGCUUCCUGUCAGCCUCCAAGAGGUUUGUGGAGAAGGACUUGGAGCUGACCAUGGCUGGACGCACCUUCAUGAUCACAGGAGCCAACAGUGGCAUCGGGAAAGCUACUGCCAUGGCCGUCGCUAAGAAAGGUGGAACGGUCCACAUGGUGUGCAGGAACAAGGACAAGGCAGAGGAGGCGAGGGCUGACAUUGUCAAGGAGUCAGGAAAUAAAGAGGUGUUUGUCCACAUCCUGGACCUGUCUGAGACCAAGAAGGUCUGGGAGUUUGCUGAGGCCUUUAAGAGGAAGUAUAAGACCCUUAACGUCCUGAUCAAUAACGCCGGCUCCAUCAUGAGUCAGAGGGAUGUGAACGCUGAGGGGCUGGAGAAGAGCUUCGCCACUAAUGUUCUUGGGGUUUACAUUCUCACCAAGAGUCUCAUUCCUUUGCUGGAGAAGAGUGCAGAUCCCAGAGUGAUCACAGUGUCAUCAGGGGGGAUGCUGGUGCAGAAGCUCCGGACAGGAAACCUUCAGUCUGAGAGAGGCCGCUUCGACGGCACCAUGGUCUACGCCCAGCACAAAAGGCAGCAGGUGGUGAUGACAGAGCAGCUGGCGAAGACUCACGCUAACAUCCACUUCUCCGUCAUGCAUCCUGGCUGGGUAGACACUCCAGCGGUGGCCAACGCCAUGCCAGACUUCCAUCAGUCUAUGAAGGACAGCCUGCGGACCCCGGAGCAGGGGGCCGACACCGUCGUGUGGCUGGCUGUCUCUGAGUCUGCAACCACUAACCCCAGCGGCAGCUUCUACCAGGACCGGAAGAUGGUGUCCACCCACCUGCCCCUGGCCUGGACCCACAGCUCGUCCCUGGAGGAGCAGAAGUUAAUGUCUCUGCUGGAGGACUUGGCCAAGACGUUUCAGCCACACUGAGACAGCAGGAAGUGGUCACCAGUACACCACCAACACUAACACCACCCGUUCACACUGACUGAGGCUGGGCUCAGGCUUUCAUCCCCCUGAUGGUAUAACACGCUCCAGGAGAGGGAACAGGGUCCAUUUUAUCCACAGAGAGUUAACACUUCCUGUGUUCACUGGCUUAGAAUGGGACAAAUGUGAAGAUAGAGUGUGAAACCAGCCUCACCAUGCCAGAUUAAACUCACCUGUAACGGAAGGAUGAGAGGCAUUUGCAAUGCUUUAUGACUACUUAUAUCAUAACACAUUUUAUUUAACUUCAUAAGGACUAAAAAUGUAAUUGUAUAAGAGUGUUUGAUAGUGAUUCUGUCCAUAUAAACCACACACGCACACACACACACACACACACACACAUUCUUGUACUUCUAUCUUUAUGAGGGCCAUCAUUGGAAUAUUAAUUCCCUAGCAAGGUUAUAAUAGUUUGGGACUUUUCAUUAGUUUUAGUUUUAAUUUUCAUUGUGAAUUUUUGUUUUCAAGUUUAGUUAGUUUUUAUUAGUUUUUAGAGUGAGUUUGCUAGUUUUGGUCUAGUUUUUAUUAGUUUUAGUGUUUAGUGUUUCCUUUGUCUUAUCCGUCUUCAUUAUGUAUGGAUAAAGUUGACAAAAAACGAAAACGAAAGACAUUUUCACUAUAAUUUUAGUUAGUUUUGUAACCAAAAACCGGCCGAAAUGUCCUCACUUUGCAAAAAUGUCCUCACUAUGUUGGUUAAAAAUGUGUUCCGGUCCUCAAUUUGUAGGAAAUACAAGAACACACACACACACACACCAGUCUGUGACUUAAUGAAAGUUGUCAAUCAGAUGGGAAUCUGAUGUGACCGAAGUCACACAGACACACACACACUCUGCAUUAUUAACUCACACCACCAGCUAUGGGUCUAGUCUCAUGUCUCCAUGACUUGCAGAAGUGAUGUGUAUUUAAUAGCUUUGUAUCUAACUCUAUUUGCUCUAUUGUAGCGCAGCUUCUGUCCUGUGCAGGUUGAGCUCUGUGUUUAUUACCUGUGUGCUUUUUUAAUACACCACACAGCAGCAUCACUUGACAUGUGCAAUAAAACCUGUGUAUUUAUGUCUCCGUAAUAUCUGCCCAGCACCUUUUACUGACUGUGAGUUGAUUCUGUAAAUGCCCGCUUUUAAUAAAUAAAGUUACUGAUAGA
This is a messenger RNA of Centropristis striata (black sea bass), 2198 nucleotides long. It is a transcript of the gene dhrs12la, whose product is annotated as dehydrogenase/reductase 12-like a. The transcript has 10 exons. The record is from RefSeq and is a predicted model, not a curated record. Bases 47 to 1009 code for a protein of 320 amino acids. Lineage: Eukaryota; Metazoa; Chordata; Actinopteri; Perciformes; Serranidae.